UUUGAAUACGAAGUACCGUGAUAUCAGCUGUUGAAACAAAAAACUGUUGGUGGGAAUUAUAAUUUGAUGCAUUAUGAAGAGACGUUCGAACUUUUAAGCCAGGACUAAUGUCACUGCAUACAAUUAGUGUGCAUAUUUAAUGGGAAAUUCAAGCAGAAAGCAUGCAUCUGGAACAACUACCAAACAUUUAAGAAAUGUCGGAAUACGGCAGCCAUACACCAGUCAGAUUAGUUUGUCAAAUUUUACCAGUGAUCUGAGUGGAAGAUCAUUUGCAAGUGCUGUUAGUUACCAGUCAACAUGCAGUGUUUCAAGGCCAUGGUCCAGGGUGUCAAGACGGAGGUGGCGUCAAACAACUCUCAGUGACCCUCUGGAGGCUGCUAAAACAGCCUGGCCAGUGUCUUAUGUUGAAGCCGUCUUUUUGCCUGAAUUUAAAAUUAAAGGUGACAUAACAGAAAGAGAUUUUCAGGUGAUUAGUACAAUAUCAAGAGGGGCCUUUGGAAAAGUGUACAAAGUUGUAAAGAAGGACACAAAUGAGAUAUAUGCAUUAAAAAUUCUAUCCAAGUCUCAGAUAAUUUCAGAGAAUGCAGUGCAACAGGUGAAGGAUGAAGUGGGAAUUCAGUCCAUGUGUGGACACAACCCAUUCAUAGUAAACUGUCCGUUCUUCUGGCAGAACAGGAAACAGUUGUUCAUAGUGAGUGAGUUUGUAUCUGGUGGAGAAUUACUUGAACUUUGCCAGAGUUAUGGAAUUUUGCCUGAGGAACUGGUGCGGAUCUAUGUUGCCGAGAUUUCCCUUGCUUUAGACUUUUUACACAAUGCUGGUGUUAUCUAUCGGGACAUCAAACUGGAGAACAUUCUCCUUGAUGAUGAAGGUCAUGCUCAGUUGAUAGAUUUUGGAUUAGCGAAGUGGAUAAAAUAUGGAUCUCGAACCACGACAAUAUGUGGUACCAGACAGUACAUGGCACCAGAGGUGGUGAGCAUGGAGCCAUAUGGACAUGCAGUGGAUUGGUGGUCUCUCGGGGUGGUGGCCUGCUGUAUGCUCUCCGGGCAGAUAUUGUCGGCUGUGGACUCUGCUGACCCAAAUGGAGGUGUCGGAAGGUACGUGAUCGCUCGUAUUCAACACAUGCCUUGCCGCGAUAUGCCAGAUCCUCCCCAUGACACUAAAUUGGUUCCUCUAAUCCACGGCCAGUAUUAUGCCGGUUGGAAACAUUUCCCCAAUUUACACCAUAUAUUUCCCACUUAUCAGUACGAAAGUAACUCAGAUUUGUUUAUCGGACACCGUUCUCUCGGAAAAAAAAUAUGAUCUGACUCACAUUAUAGGAAUACUUUGCAUACCCCUGCUCUCAUCCGUCACGUGCCUAUCAGAAUGUGUUGAUCUUCCUCUUAAUUAAUUUAUUAAACGUAAUGAAUGCGUUAAUCUCAGAAACCUUACGCUUCGCCUAGAUUCAUGCCGAGGAUGUUAAUAAACCAUGACAAUUAAUGGAACAACUGGAUCAUUGUAUAUGCUCUAGAAGUGUCUGGGACUGAAACACAUAUAAGUGUUUCCAAGUUUAAGCACUUUUCUUGCCAAAAAAGUAAUAAAUUCGGGAGAUAAGCACCUCGAUUGAUCGAUAACACCGGUCGACCUAUUAACACGAAUAACGAUUAGAGAAACGGAAUGUGGACAGUUUGUUUGUUUUGGAGUUUAUGAUUCGUUUAACAGCGCUGACAAAAGCUCGAACUGUAUGACGUCGAAUGAUAAGGUUAAUGAAUUGGAAAGGAUGUGGCCUGACGAACAGAUGUUCAUGAUUUCUCUCCAGAAGGAUGAAGUAACAAACAUUUGAGGUGCAGUGUACGAAGAUGAGUCUUGUUGCCCUCAGUCUGUUGUCAUGGUAACGACAUAGCAUGUCGUGCCGGGAGGGACAGAGACGGAACUGUACCCGGUUACCCCUCUCUUUGUCACAGAGCGGCUGCUUCAGAACCGAUGAAAACUCUGGGGCUGAAGGAAGUUCUGCUCGUGAAGAUCACUAGGGAAGUUAAUUUCUUCAGCCAACUCUUCCUUCACACCCGACGUUAGUGCG
This is a messenger RNA of Zootermopsis nevadensis, 2057 nucleotides long. Its product is annotated as serine/threonine-protein kinase S6KL-like. The record is from RefSeq and is a predicted model, not a curated record. Gene Ontology annotation, biological process: protein phosphorylation. Gene Ontology annotation, molecular function: ATP binding; protein serine/threonine kinase activity. NCBI's taxonomy places the organism in Eukaryota, Metazoa, Arthropoda, Insecta, Blattodea, Termopsidae.